GUUUCCUCGCCCCUUCCUUGGUGUCGCCGCUGCUGCCGUUCUUCGAUCCCAGAAAUGAGCGACCGCGGGUUAGGCUAACUCUCCGAGGACGAUUCUCUCGGGGGACAAGAAGACGCUUCGGAAGUCCAGACAGUUCUCGUUUUAUUUUCUCGCGAGUGGGUUCCGGUGAUCUCGCUUUCCGGUUGAUCCUGAGGAGACAGACUGCUUCGUAGACCUCGGGAAAGGGACGCGAUUGAGGAUCUUCCGGAGCAGCUGAUCUUCCGGUUGCCGCCGGUACAGUUGACGCGAAAGAGAACUCGAGUACUGAUGACCGAAGUUUCCAGUUGUGCCAGUUGAUUAUAGACUUACCGAGGGACACUUAUGAAAGAAAAUUGGUGCCCUCAGUGCUACGUUGAUUCUUGAAAGAAGUAAUGUACCGGUCGGAGGGUGCGUGACAGAGACACCGCGUGGAUAUGUAAAUUCUUGUCGAGAAGGUGCGACGGUGGACAAUUUUCGAACGUUCAACGAAGAAAAUCGCGAUGAUGAAGUCGGCCGAAGGUCAUAAGCAGAACAACAUGUCCCAGUCGUUCUUCAACUCUAGGAAUCUGCCGGAUUCGUGCAGGGGCUACCAGAAUAAGAAGGUGCAGUAUUCUUCGACUAGCAGGAGCGGAAGGACUCCGGAGGCUGUGACGAGCUGCUAUUCCUCUUCUACGUCUUACAAGCCAGGGUACGUCUGCUCGAAACCGCUACACACUAAAUGCGUACGACCUCACAGUAGCGACGCAGCGCACGAUGGUCAUCCGACUCACACGAAACUCGACAAAGGCAAGCAUUAUCCUUCCAACGUGCCUAACAAGGGGAAAAUUCGCUACGAGGACGAGCUGAUCAACAACGAGAAAUUCAAAUACGUCGACGACGAGCUGGAGAACAUGACGGAGGAUAACGUGGAGUAUGCGGAUGAGGAAGAGGAUGAUCGCGCGGACACGGAUGAAUUCCUAAACAAGGAGUACGGCGAGCACGAGGCGGACGACGAGAUAGAGGAAUCUGACUCAUCUCCGCAGCCCCAUCGAGCACAGAGAGCCUGUAAGAAAGAGGCGGAGCUGAGGCAACUACGAUGGAAAACCGUCGGUCAGCAGGAGGAUCCACGUAGGCUACGCUGUCCGCAGCGUGUCCUGGCUGUGGGCCAAGGUCAUUCGCCAACCCCAAGAUACUACCAGCACGAGCACGAGGUUCCCGAGCCCUUAUCAGAAGAAGACUUCGUCCCAACGUCAAUGAAAAGUUUAAUCAGAAGAUCGAUGGACCACCAUCAUUGGUCACCGUCGAGAGGUGACCCGAUUCGAUACGACACGGCGUCGUUGCCUGUCCAGCCGAGUCGCCGAGCCCGCACCAAACCGGACAUGGACCAGCUUUUGGAGGCGGAACUCGGCAAAACGCGACAGUGCCAUCGUUGCGGUAUCCUGUCGAGCAAAAAGCCCGUGUCGCCUUUGAGAAACAGCUGCAGAUUCAAUAAUUGCACGGGAUUUCCUACCAAGGGACCAAUCGGUGAGAAUCAGGAGAGGUACGAUCAGCUGUUCUGCGGCCACUGCGUCCUGAGGCACAACCCUGAACUCGCGAACGGCGUCGGUCCACAUCCGCUGCACCCAACGAAGCAACGAAAGCCCCGCGACGUGAAGUCCCCGACGAAGUACCAGAUGCCGGAUCAAGAUCACAUCGAGCAGCUGGCGAACGAUUAUUCGCGGACCUUGUCGAAGCUGCAUCGAAAGUCCGCGGACCACGAGAGGGCGAAACGUUCGCUGCACACUUACGGCCUGCCGCACCUGUUGUCCCGAUACGAGGAUUAAUCAGCCCCGAUCGAAGCAAGAACCCCCGAGAGAGAGAGAGACGAGUGAAGCCACCCCGAAAAGGAAAAGGAAACGAAGAGACUGUGAUGUGGAGGGACUAGAAAAUGCGACAUUUCUGGGAUCGACGACGAUCCUCAAAAAAAAAAAAAAUCGUUUCUGAACUCG
Messenger RNA from Megalopta genalis, 1985 nucleotides. RefSeq lists its product as uncharacterized. The record is from RefSeq and is a predicted model, not a curated record. NCBI's taxonomy places the organism in Eukaryota, Metazoa, Arthropoda, Insecta, Hymenoptera, Halictidae.